AUGGAGGUCGCAGAUUAUGAUAGAAGGUUAGAAGGUUCUCGAACGUUUUCUCGCGCUCCUGCUGGACAGGCUUGGUGGGCAGUUUGUUGCAGAAUACUUGUUUCUCCUUACAUACCGGCAAAGAAUCGCCAUUCAAAUGGUCAAGGACGUUGGCCUGUGAAAUCAAGUAGGUUUAUUCUAGAUUUACUCAAAAAUGCUGAGAGCAAUGCUGAGGUUAAAGGCUUGGAUGUGGAUUCACUUUUCAUUUCUCACAUCCAAGUAAAUGAAGCACAAAAACAGAGGCGCCGCACGUACCGAGCACAUGGACGAAUCAACCCCUAUAUGUCUCACCCUUGCCAUAUUGAGUUGACAUUGUCUGAGAAGGAAGAGUCCGUCAAGAAGGAGCCGGAGACACAGUUGGCUUCUAGAAAGACAAAGGCGUAA
Lycium ferocissimum is the source of this 423-nucleotide messenger RNA. Its product is annotated as large ribosomal subunit protein uL22y-like. NCBI's taxonomy places the organism in Eukaryota, Viridiplantae, Streptophyta, Magnoliopsida, Solanales, Solanaceae. Gene Ontology annotation, molecular function: structural constituent of ribosome. Gene Ontology annotation, biological process: cytoplasmic translation. Bases 1 to 423 code for a protein of 140 amino acids. The transcript is spliced from 2 exons. Gene Ontology annotation, cellular component: ribosome; cytosolic large ribosomal subunit. The record is from RefSeq and is a predicted model, not a curated record.